Dipodomys spectabilis (banner-tailed kangaroo rat) is the source of this 2244-nucleotide messenger RNA. It is a transcript of the gene Magt1, whose product is annotated as magnesium transporter 1. The record is from RefSeq and is a predicted model, not a curated record. Bases 1 to 1104 code for a protein of 367 amino acids. Lineage: Eukaryota; Metazoa; Chordata; Mammalia; Rodentia; Heteromyidae. The transcript is spliced from 10 exons. Gene Ontology annotation, cellular component: oligosaccharyltransferase complex.
AUGAGGAAAGAGAAGGGGUGGGUUUCCCAGUUCUCACGUCCGUCCCACAUACCCAGCCUAAGGAAAGUUUGGCUUACCCCGGGGAGAGCAGCGAACAUGGCAGCGCGUCGGUGGUUUUGGUCUAUCUCUGCGACUUUGGCCAUGGCGCUGCUGCUCUUGUACAAGAUUCCUUCAGCUUCUGCCCAAAGAAAAAAGGAGAUGGUGUUAUCUGAAAAGGUUAGUCAGCUGAUGGAAUGGACCAAUAAGAGACCUGUAAUCCGAAUGAAUGGAGACAAGUUCCGCCGUCUUGUUAAAGCCCCCCCAAGAAACUACUCUGUUAUUGUCAUGUUCACCGCUCUACAACUCCAUAGACAGUGUGUCGUUUGCAAGCAAGCUGAUGAAGAAUUCCAGAUCCUGGCAAACUCUUGGCGAUACUCCAAUGCAUUUACCAACAGGAUAUUUUUUGCCAUGGUGGAUUUUGAUGAAGGUUCUGAUGUAUUUCAAAUGCUAAAUAUGAAUUCAGCUCCAACGUUCAUCAACUUUCCUGCAAAAGGAAAACCCAAACGUGGUGAUACCUAUGAGUUGCAGGUGCGAGGGUUUUCGGCUGAGCAGAUUGCCCGGUGGAUUGCAGACAGAACUGAUGUCAACAUUAGAGUAAUUAGACCUCCCAAUUACGCUGGACCUCUUAUGUUGGGAUUGCUUUUGGCUGUUAUUGGUGGCCUUGUGUAUCUUCGAAGAAGCAAUAUGGAAUUUCUCUUUAAUAAAACUGGAUGGGCCUUUGCAGCUUUGUGUUUUGUGCUUGCCAUGACAUCUGGUCAGAUGUGGAAUCAUAUUAGAGGACCGCCAUAUGCUCAUAAGAAUCCCCAUACAGGACAUGUGAAUUAUAUCCAUGGAAGCAGCCAAGCCCAAUUUGUAGCUGAAACACACAUUGUUCUUCUCUUCAAUGGUGGGGUUACUUUAGGGAUGGUGCUUUUAUGUGAAGCUGCUACCUCUGACAUGGAUAUUGGGAAGAGAAAGUUAAUGUGCUUAGCUGGCAUUGGACUUGUUGUGCUAUUCUUCAGUUGGAUGCUGUCUAUUUUCAGAUCUAAGUAUCAUGGCUAUCCAUACAGCUUUCUGAUGAGUUAAAAGGAUCUUAGAGCCACAUAGACACUGUGCUAAUGGAAACUGAACAAGAACCGUAUGUUUGGAAGAAGAAUGCAACCUGUGUGUUUUGUAUUACCUCUUUUUUUCAGUGAUUUCAAUAGUUAAAUCAUUUAACCAAAGAAGAUGUGUAGUGCCUUAACAAGCAACUUUUUUUGGUCAAAAUCAUGAAGUAUUUGAAAUGAUUCUCUUCUUAACCUUCCCUUCCCAGUGAACUUGGGGAACAUUUUCUUUUGUAGAAUUAAAUACAUUAUACAGUUUUGAAGUUACUACUUCAUUGUAAUUAGAACAAAGCUCAAAAUGACUUGAGUGAGCUUUUGCUCAUCUGCUUUCCUCCUAUCAAAGGUGAGAAAUGACAGUUCUUACCCAGUCUUCAUGCAGAUUGUGUUAGAGAUAACUGCACAGGAAUCUGCUGGUUAGUUUUCCAUCUUUGCAUCUGUGUGCAAACAUGACAAAUCUUUCCUUUGGAGCCAAGAAACUACAUGUAUUCGGUGGUCUUCGGAAAAUGAAACAUUCUUCAGAGUACAGGUCUUGUCUUUAUUAAGAUUAGUUAGCUACCCUUAUGCAUGUUUUCUACUAAAAUACAGCUAGCUGUCUAUGUUUCUUCACACCUGCAGACCCAAAGCAGUAUCUCAGUAGACCAUUAGGAUUCUGCAUGACUGCCAUGUUAACUCCUUGUCUUUGAAAAUAUUUCACAUUCACUCUAUCGCCUUAGUUUCCUUUUAUUUAAAGUUGCCAUCUCUACUAAUAAUGUAGUUUAAUGCUUAAUAUCACCAUCACUUACAAAUGGUCUCUCAAAUGUCUGUGAAAGGUAGAGAUUGUCACUUAUUUUAUUUUUACCUAACAAAAUAUAAGAAAAAAGAAAAGAAAAUCAUGAAACACUGAGUAUUGGCUGUAUAUAGAGGUGGGAUGUUUAUUGAAAGCUUUUCUGGGUUUUGCUAUCAUUUUAGGCUUUAUUCUCCAUCUAAAGUUAUAGAUAAAGCCUGCACAGUGUCCUUUCCUGUCCCAGCUACUUGGGUGACUGAGGGAAGAGAGCAUUUCCUUGAGUCCAGGAAUUUGAGCCAAGCCUAGAAACAUAGUAAGACCCCAUCUCAGAAAGGAAAAAAAUCAUGCAGAGAAAGCAAA